Messenger RNA from Anopheles nili, 3973 nucleotides. RefSeq names its product alpha-mannosidase 2 (gene alpha-Man-IIa). Gene Ontology annotation, molecular function: carbohydrate binding; alpha-mannosidase activity. The record is from RefSeq and is a predicted model, not a curated record. Gene Ontology annotation, cellular component: Golgi membrane. The transcript is spliced from 5 exons. NCBI's taxonomy places the organism in Eukaryota, Metazoa, Arthropoda, Insecta, Diptera, Culicidae. Gene Ontology annotation, biological process: protein deglycosylation; mannose metabolic process; N-glycan processing. The coding region runs from base 1 to 3354 and encodes 1117 amino acids.
AUGGUUCGGAUACGAAAAAAAUCCGCCUUUAUUCUGUGCGGCGUGACUUUGUUUAUACUUUUGAUCGUUUACGUCGUCCUCAACUUUUCCGUUCCCGAACGCGCUGUAAGUAUUAAAUUACUAAAUUUGACAUAUUUGGAAAGUAAAAUAAAACAACUCGAAAGUGGACUGAGUAAACACCACCAAGAAUUUGGUGAUAUUCGCAAGCAAAUCGACACCAUUCGUGGCGCGGAAAUGAUGAAGGAAUCCGUUAUAAAUGCAAACGGUGGUGGUGUCGGAACUUGCGCCUUACGCAUGGAUACCAUUCCUCAGCCAGACGUGCAAAUGUUGAAGCUGUACGAUCAGGUGUCGUUUGAAAAUGUUGACGGAGGCGCAUGGAAGCAGGGAUGGCCAAUCAAGUAUCAUGAAAGCGAAUGGAAUAGCCAUCACAAACUGCACGUGUUUGUCGUGCCGCAUAGCCACAAUGACCCCGGGUGGAUUCAAACGUUUGAUGAGUACUACGAACGCUCAACAAAAAAUAUUUUUGCAAACAUGCUCAGGCACUUGGGCGAAAAUGAACGCCUUCGGUUUAUUUGGGCGGAGAUAAGCUACUUUGCGCAAUGGUACGAUAAGCUUGCUGCAGAACAAAAGGAUUUAGUAAAGCGGCUUGUAAAGAACCAUCAACUAGAGUUCGUUACUGGUGGCUGGGUAAUGUCGGACGAAGCCAACUCACACUGGUACUCGAUGCUGCUGCAACUUAGCGAGGGACAGACUUGGCUCAUGACACGGCUCAACGUGACGCCAAUUUCAAGCUGGUCAAUCGAUCCGUUCGGCCAGUCGGCCACUAUGCCAUAUAUUCUGAAGCAGUCCGGCAUGGAGAACCUGCUUAUCCAGCGCACGCAUUACAUUGUAAAAAAGAACCUUGCGUUGAAGAAACAGCUAGAGUUCCGCUGGCGGCAACUGUGGGAUACACGUGGCGAUACAGAUCUGUUUACGCACAUGAUGCCGUUCUAUUCCUACGACGUACCGCAUACGUGUGGGCCAGAUCCGAAAAUUUGUUGCCAGUUCGAUUUCAAGCGCCUCCCGGGCAUGGGCCUCACCUGCCCUUGGAACGUACCGCCCAGACCGAUCAACGAUCACAACGUGGAGGAGCGAGCAAAAAUGAUUGUUGAUCAGUGGCGCAAAAAGUCGGUCCUCUACAGAACCCGCAACGUGCUCAUUCCUCUUGGCGAUGAUUUCCGCUACACGACGAGCAACGAAUGGGAAGCCCAGCGGGUCAAUUUCGAACAGUUGUUCAAUUACAUCAACAACGAACCGUCGCUCAAUGUGGAGGCCAAGUUUGCCACGUUACAAGACUACUUUGACGCCGUACGAGCAACUAGCGGUUCAGACGGUAUGCAACAGUUUCCAUCGUUGACAGGGGAUUUCUUCACCUAUGCCGAUGUCAAUCAAGAUUACUGGAGCGGUUACUUCACGUCGCGACCGUUCCACAAGCGUCAGGAUCGCAUCCUGCUGCACUACGUCCGCUCAGCGGAAAUGUUGCACGCGUGGAAUGUAUGGGAGCCGGCGAGCGAUUGGAAACCACUAGCUGAUCGUCUGGAGUAUGCGAGGCGACAGCUUUCGCUGUUCCAACAUCACGACGGUAUCACCGGCACGGCAAAAGAUCAUGUUAUGGAGGACUAUGCUCGGCGCAUGUCCCGUGCUAUCGAAGACUGCAAAUUUGUGAUGCAGCAGGCCGUGUAUCGGUUGCUAACCAAACCAUCCGUCUAUCAUCCAGAUCCAGCAUUCCAUUACCUAUCGAUCGAUGACUCGCGGACCGUUAACGGCUCGGACAGUGUGCGACCGACGAUCAUCCUUGGCGAAGAGCUACCGACUAAACAGGUGGUGUUGCAUAACUCUCUGCCAUACACUCGGUCCGAGAUAGUUGAAUUUUAUGUUGCUAGUCCGUUUGUCACAGUGACGGAUGGCAAUGGAGCUACGGUACCGAGUCAGAUUGCGCCCGUGUGGUCAUGGCAUACGCGUACUGAUGGCAUCAGUCAACCUCAACCGUCCAACACUAAGUUCCGGCUUUUGUUUAGAGCAAACGUUGCCCCCAUGGGAUUGAGUGUGUAUACGAUCAAUUCGCGAAACUCUUCUUCUAGCGGCGUAACGUACUCGAAGGUGAUUAUACAAUCGAAAUCACCCUUUACCGUGAGCCUCGCUGCCGGAUAUCCGGAGGACAUAGACCAUACUUUACCCAGCGAAGUGUCAUUGCGGGUCGAGGAGGGUAGUACUCCAGGGGCCGCCUUUACUGCCAAGGGCUUGCUAAAAUCAAUUACAAUCGAGAACAAUCAGGCAACAGUGCCGGUCCAUUUAGAAUGGUACCGCUACGGCAUGCAACUUAGCUCGGGUAAAAGCGGUGCCUAUCUGUUUCAUCCGGCCGGAAAUGCCACGCUGCUAACGUACGAACAACCGAUCGUGCUAAUCAUGAAAGGUCCGCUGGAAGUGAGCAUCGCGACUGGUUUACCGUUUGCCGUACAUCAAACGAUACUACGUGACGAUAACAUAGAGAUCCGGAACCUGGUUGAUAUUGGGCGGCGAGAUAACACUGAAAUAGUAAUGCGACUGCAGACGAACAUUAACAGUGGUGCAACGUUCUACACCGAUCUGAACGGUAUGCAAAUCAUUAAGCGAAAGCGCUUCCAAAAACUGCCGCUGCAAGCAAACUAUUAUCCCGUCCCGUCAACCAUGUUCAUUGAAGACGAUUCCUACCGCCUGACGCUGCUUGGCGCACAGCCACUUGGUGGCUCGUCACUCAGCUCAGGUGAGAUGGAGAUUAUGCAAGAUCGUCGCCUGACACGGGAUGACGAUCGUGGACUUGGACAGGGCGUGGAGGAUAACCAGCCGGUAUUGCACAUGUUUCGCGUGGUUCUAGAGUCGCGAGAUUCUUGCACCAAGCCAGAUCCCGACUAUCCUUCCGGGUUUCUUACUCUCCCGGCGUACUCGCAGUUGCAGACCCUUCUGCAUCCGCUUGACAAGUUGAUCUACAAUGAGAACGAUUGGACGGGAUUGCUGCCGGAAGGGUUCGGAACUCGGCAUGAACCAUUAGAACGCGGCAUGGAAGUCGUCGCCAUGCGUGAGCUUCCGCACGUAAAAUUCGGUCGAACGACCGGAGGUCCGCCUCUGGGGCUGGUGGUUCAUCGUACUAACUUUGAAGACUGCGGCUCGGAAGCGAACAUGGAAGGCAUGCUGAAUAUAAAGAAACUUCUCAACCUGGACGACGGGCACGACAUAUUUUCUGCCCGUUUGACGUUGCUGAAGCCCCUGGAGUUAAUUCAAUCGGAUGAUGUCAGCCUCUGUCCGAUGGAUGCCAAAGCAUAUAUCGUGAAACGAUAAGAUUAUGGUACUCGAAGCAGGAAUAUCAUAGCUCACGAGCAGCACUUCCUGUGUAAUUUUGUUCAAUUAAUGUGCAUAUGUAAACGCGCAUGCAAAUGUAAGGUAUGCAAGAAAAUCGAUAACGUCCACAGCUUUAGUUUCGCUCUUGGGGUAUACCGAUCCUGACACCAUACUUUCUUUCCAAUGCUGAAAUGGAGUGCAAACUCUUCAGCUAAAAACAUACCAACAAACAAUGUACAAUGGCGUUAUUUUUUGUGAAAAAAUGUCGCAAUUUUCCUUAUUUAUGUAGUUCUUGUUUGCAAUUAUUAGAUAUUAGGCCAAUGAAGGAAGCUAGGAGGUUUAUCGGCAGUGUAUUUGUGCGCAUUUGUGAAUUUGGUUUACGAUUUGAUUGUAGCGACCAUUGUUUGGUUUUAUACGUGUGAUGUAUAUAUCUAAGAUGAUUCAUAGCGGUUUCCAUCGGCCGUACAUAAUGUAUUGGGCAAUGAACACAAAAUUGAUUUUAUGUACUUUGUUUUGCGUAAUCUUUGGCGUUACGAAAAACACAGAUCGCGCCCAACUACGGGCACGAUCUUAGAUCAUAGAGUGGAUCCCUGAAACGAAUGUGUUAGAAUUAAGUACU